Molecule: messenger RNA, 1369 nt
Organism: Pseudomassariella vexata
Lineage: Eukaryota; Fungi; Ascomycota; Sordariomycetes; Amphisphaeriales; Pseudomassariaceae
Product: Alpha/Beta hydrolase protein
Exons: 5
Coding region: 165-1130 (321 amino acids)
Biological process (GO): proteolysis
Cellular component (GO): cytoplasm
Molecular function (GO): aminopeptidase activity
Source: RefSeq, a predicted model, not a curated record
UGGGUCUUGUAGGACACCUAGUCGUGCCUUUCAUCUAGCGCAUUCGGUGCCCAACCCCGCAUCUAUGAGCUCACCCAGUCUAACAUCAACGUCCACUAGACUCUCCAGACCGUAUACCACAAUACUAGCGACAUUCUAUAAGCACCUUCGACCAUCAUCUCUCCAUGGCGCCCAUCUACCCAGCAUUCGAUGCCAACAAGACUGGCCAACUCCAGGUCUCCCCGGUUCACUCUAUCUACUGGGAAGAGUGCGGUCUCUCAUCAGGCGUGCCAAUCGUCUACCUCCACGGCGGUCCCGGCGGCGGAAUUGAGCCAUCCGACAGACAAUACUUCGACCCCUCCCACUACCGUAGCAUCCUCUUCGACCAGCGUGGCUCGGGCCAAUCAACCCCUCACGCCUCACUGGAGGACAAUACAACUUGGCACCUCGUGUCGGAUAUCGAGAAACUGAGAGAACACCUCGGCAUCGAGAAGUGGAUUGUCUUCGGCGGGUCGUGGGGCUCGACGCUUGCCCUCGCUUACUCGGAGAAGCACCCGGAUAGGUGUCUGGGCCUGAUCCUCAGGGGCAUUUUCACCCUACAACGGGAGGAGCUCGAAUGGUUCUACCAAAAGGGCGCAAACUUCUUGUUCCCCGAUUACUUUGAUGCUUACCAGGCGGUUAUCCCUGAGGAGGAGAGGGGGGAUAUGAUGCAGGCUUAUUAUAAGAGACUUACCGGGGACAAUGAGGAGGAGAAGCUGAAGUGUGCUGGUGCGUGGAGCAGAUGGGAGACUGCGACUAGCAAGCUGCUUGUGGACGCGGACUACAUCGCCAAGUCGGACAAUCCGAAGUGGGCCCUCGCGUUCGCACGAAUUGAAUGCCACUACUUCGUCAACGGCGGAUGGAUGCCCGAUGGACAGUUAUUGAACGAAGCCCACAAGAUCAAGCAUCUGCCCAUCGUCAUUAUCCAGGGUCGGUACGAUGUGGUAUGCCCAGCCAAGACGAGCUGGGAGCUAUACAAGGCCAUGGGUGGCGAGGCUAACACCAAUGUCGAGUACAAGAUUAUUGGGGACGUUGGUCACAGCGCGCACGAGAAGGCUAUUGAGGAGGCGCUGGUGGAUGCUGCUGAGAAGUUCAAGUCGAUCAAGCAGUGAUUAUGUGAACGUCCCAACUCACACUGCUAGAAUAUAGCAAAGUGAUGCGCGACCGUUUGCUUACCUGGUAAUGCAUCACUGUCAGUCAGGGUUUGAUAUAUAUCAUGCAAACAUAACUAAACAAGUUCGGAAGAAAAACAUAAGAUUUUUCUGUAUAAUAAAUACUCUGCUCUCCACAUAACUAACUAGAAACUCACUGAAACCGUCGGUAAACUCAAAACAAAGAAGGUUUGAUGACC